Molecule: messenger RNA, 2789 nt
Organism: Archocentrus centrarchus (flier cichlid)
Lineage: Eukaryota; Metazoa; Chordata; Actinopteri; Cichliformes; Cichlidae
Gene: def8
Product: differentially expressed in FDCP 8 homolog
Exons: 12
Coding region: 150-1481 (443 amino acids)
Source: RefSeq, a predicted model, not a curated record
CCCUCUGAUGUUACCCAUGACAGAGGCAAAACAAAACGGCAACGGCUGUUUAUAUUAACCAUAAACGUCGGCCAUAAAAUAUUUUAUUAUAUUAUUGCUUCUAGAUUUCUGCUGAUAAAUUCCGUCAACAACGGGAUGUAGCCAAUAAAAUGGAGUAUGAUGAGAAACUUGCACUUUUUCGUCAAACCCGCCUAAAUCCUUUUGAUCGUGGAGAGGAAGAAGAUGGUCCCCAAGGAGGCAAAACACCCCCACAACAUGAAGCAAGAUCCGAAGUUUUCUCUGGGACCAGAACUCACCAUUCAGAUCGAACCAUGGACCUCGGUCUAGCUGAGGACCACUUCUCAAGGCCUGUGGGUUCUUUUGUGGCGUCAGACAUCGAACAGCUCAAACUGGCCAUAGAAGAAUGUAAGAAGCUGAUUUUGGAGCUGCCAGAGCAUUCAGAGAGACAAAAGGACAAUGUGGUGAAACUUAUUCACCUGCGUCUCAAAUUGCAAGAACUUAAGGAUCCUGAGGAAGAUGAGCCUAAUCUGAGAAUCCUAUUGGAACACCGCUUCUCCAAGGAGAAGAGCAAGAGUGUCAAACAGACCUGUGAUAAGUGUAGUGCUAUCAUCUGGGGCCUUAUCCAGACAUGGUAUACCUGCACAGGAUGCUAUUAUCGUUGCCAUAGUAAGUGUAUGAACCUGAUCACUAAGCCCUGCGUUAGGUCAAAGGUCAGCCACCAGUCUGAGUACGAACUCAGUAUUUGCCCUGAAAUAGGACUAGACCGGCAAGACUACCGCUGUGCAGAAUGCCGCGCACAGAUUUCCCUGAGGGGUGUACCUAGUGAAGCCAGACAGUGUGACUACACAGGCCAGUAUUACUGCAGCACAUGCCAUUGGAAUGACACAGCCGUCAUUCCAGCUCGUGUCAUCCACAACUGGGAGUUUGAACCACGGAAGGUUUGUCGCUCCUCGAUGCGCUACCUGGCCCUGAUGAUGUCACGUCCUGUGCUAAGGCUGAAAGAAAUAAACCCGCUGCUAUUCAACUUUGUGGAGGAACUGGUUGAAAUCAGGAAACUUCGUCAAGAUAUUCUGUUGAUGAAACCCUAUUUUAUUACCUGCAAAGAGGCGAUGGAAGCUCGACUACUACUACAGCUGCAAGAUCGGCAACACUUUGUCGAGAAUGACGACAUGUACUCACUACAGGAUUUGAUUGACAUCUCCACCGGCAGACUGAGCUGUUCCCUCACAGAGAUCCACACCACGUUUGCUAAGCACAUCAAACUAGACUGCGAGCGCUGUCAGGCCAAAGGAUUUGUGUGUGAGCUUUGUAAGGAGGGAGACAUCCUAUUUCCCUUUGACAGUCACACCUCAGUCUGCCAUGACUGCUCCGCCGUCUUCCACAGAGAUUGUUACUAUGACAAUUCCACAACUUGUCCACGAUGUGCCCGAAUGACUGAGCGCAAGCAGGACGAGGACGAGCCAGAUGUGAAAGAAUCCUAACUCUGGACCACGCCAUGUUAGUGGACAUUGCACUUUGCCUCAUGAUUCAAAAAAUGUCUGUUAAAACAAACUUAUCAUUUAUUUCUUCCUUUUAUUUUGUGAUUUAUGCUCUGACUUAUUUGUUCUUGUGCACUACAUUAUGAAGCCGGGUAUUUAGAAUUCAUCUGGAAAUUAAUAUAUUUUUAUCAGACCUUUGCAUUCCUACAGAACUUAGAUGUAUAUAACACUGUAUGUAUGUUUAACGUUAGCGUGUGUUUAUAAAUCUACAAAUAAAUACCCUGUAGAGAAAAUCCGCCUCAUCAGUAGCUGGUUAUGCAUGCAGAAAUUGUAUAUUAAUUGUUACUAGCCUCAAAUACAUUAAUCCAGACUGCCAAUAAUGCUGAGCUUUAAAGUUGCCAUAUAUUAAAAAUGUAAGAAUUAGAAUGCCAGCUUAAAAUAAGAAAAUCACAAAAUUGUAUCGCCAAAAAUUUGCCUUUCAGCAUCCAGUUGCUGUGCUGCCAUUUUUGAGCUUCAGUUUAUUAGGUUCAGAUGGGUUGUGUUGCACAAAAAAUCCAAUGUGUUUACAUUGUUUAAAAUAGAAUGUGGAUUACGUCUUUUAGACUGUGUGAUCAGUCGGUCACUGCCACUUUCUUUUUUCCCUUUUUUGGGUUUUUUUUUCUAUGAUGAAUUCAAUUGCUGUUUACUUAGAAUCAUUAUAUUGAUCUGUUUGACAUUUCAUGAGGUCUAAAAUUAUGUAGGUUUUCAGGCCUUAACUAUCUAUUUUCUGCUGUUUUCCUAUUCACAUCUUACCAAGUGGUGUAGGUCUACAAAAAUGAAUGUGUAUAUAUGGAAUCACUGAAACCAUAGCUUCAACUAUACAUAAUUUAUUGGCAACAAAUAUAUGAUGAAAGCAUGCAUUGGCAGUACAGUACAUUUUCUUGUAAAGGGAAUUGUUAAACUGUAAGAGAAAAGGACUAUGGGAGUUGUUUUUUGUGCUUUCAUUUUUUUAUUUUAUUCAAAACUGUGAACUAAUGCCGUACAGUCUAAUAUGUGUUUAAUCAGUACUGUUUUCAUGCAGUGUAGCAAAUAACUGUUAAUGCUCAUGGAAUUUGUGUGCCUGAGACUGUCAGGUUACUUACAGCUGUUAUCCAAACCUCUUAAUACCAUCAUAGUGGUUCUUUCAGUCUUAAUUAACCUACAAGUCUUUAUAUGUUAAGUAGCAACUUUGGUUAAUGUGUAAAUGCUGACCUUAAGUAUUUGUUUUAAAAUAAUGAGUUUUGGCUGUGUUAUCAGUCAGCAUGAUGUACUGUGUGUGUGUGUGUGUGUGUG